AAAGCUUGAGGUUCCCUUUCUUCAUUAUUGUUCGUUGUCACUCACUCAGGAGUCGAUGCUGUCUUGCUUCACCGCUGGCCUUCUGAACAUAUCGUCGUUAACCCCACAGUGCUUGUUUUCUUCCGUUACUUCCUCACGUUUGUCGUUCUCUAGGUCUGCCAGGCAUAGCCGCCAAUACUCGCGUUCUUAUCGUCCUAUAUCCUGCAUCUGCAGGUUCCUUAGCAAGCUAUAUCUCCUUUAUGGUGUUUGCCAUUUCUCGCUGCUUCACAUUUCGUUCCGAUAUACGGAAACUGUCGUUCUCUCAAGCGCCGUGUGACUGUCCUAGAGCCACCCUAACCGAUCCACUACCGUCUGUGGACCCAAAGUCUCAGCGAGUUUUUCUCCUGUUUGCAUGUGUUUUUUCACACAAUUGGUCCGGAGUGCAGAAAGGUGGAUAUAUGUGGACAUGUGUGCAGCGACAGAUACUUCUGUCUUUAGGUGUUUGCCGUUCUCUUGACGCAUGUGCCAAAGUAGUACUGCCAGGAUAUUCGCGAGGAAAUUAGGCGUUUCUUUCGGUUGUGUUUCGCUUACUUUUCUCGGUAGAAUUCCUGCUCUGAUCUGUCUCCACGCUGGUUUUGGUGGGGACCAGUGAUCUGACUAUUUUUCUCGUGCCUCGCUCCCCUCUUCCUGCCAGUCAUUUUGGGCGGACGUGCACCAGAUCCGCUCUGCGACGUGUCGCCCGUUGAAAACAGUGAAAAGCAGUUGCAUGCAACGUCACCUGCAACACAGAGAGCGGCCAUCUUCUGCUGGUAUCUCUAUUUAGCUUUUUCCCAAGGAAAAAACGAUAAUUGUGGCCAGCUAUUCCGACGCCUCUUCGGCAUCCAUGGGUCGUUGGUGAUGGUUAUUCAGUAGCGCACCGAGGGAAGUAAGAGGGAAGUGAGGAGAGGACUCUGGACGUAUCCUGCUUAUUCUUUUCCGGUACCGAGAUAGCCCAUAAUGAAACCAAAGAUAUUCGAAUCAAGUGUGUGCGAGCACAUCUUGCACACACUUUAAGCUCCAUGGCAAGCCAUUCCAACCGCGUGUGUUACUAAUAACAGUUGUCAGUGUCUACCUCCGCAGAUAGGGUUACACGCAUGUACUCGUAUCAGCACAUACAUGCAUGUGUCGCUUGAUGUGCCUACACGUAUCUCGCUGUGAAUUUCCUUAUUCUGAACAUCGACAGCUGUGUGAUGACACAUCAUCAGGCUACACGAAAAGAGUGACACGUUGAAAAAGUCUUGGGCCGGCAGAGAACGUCUCGCCGCUCCUGCUCCUGCGUAUCUGAGAGGCGAUAGGAGGUCAAUGGUUCCGAAAGGCCUGUCCCAGUGCUUCUGACUGUAUAUCGGUGUCUCCUUUGGAGGUCUACCGCGUCUCGCGUUUACUUUCCAUGAUGUCGUGUAGAAUCAUGCAGUAGAAGAGAGUCUAGAAUUUAGAAGACGGCUAAUCACGUUUUUCCCAUCUCCAUCAAACGUAAGACAUGAGAAUGUCAGAAUGAUCGGACACAGGUGAAUUCGAAAGCGAUACAUUCACACAUUAGAUAAUAACGACAUCCAAACUCAUACACUACGUAUUCACAGUUAUUGGCGCUUGCUAUCUUUCUUCCAAAUCCACAUACAAUGAAAGAACUCGUCGAACGUCCCGAUUAUGGCACCGGCCAUUCCGCGCCGGUGCGAAGGCGGUCGUGCAGAACCAACAUUUUUCAAUUCCUCUGGACACUUAUGGCUGCAUCAUGCCUUAGCGGUUUUCGCGAAGGCUCGCGAGAUGAAACGAGCGCCACACGCUCAUCCUCGAGCAGUGUGACGGGAGUCUUAGCUGGCCCGGCUGGCGUUGGACCAGCGUCUCAGUCAUCUCCGUCUGGCUUUCACUUUUCCCCUACUCAUCAAGCAGUUGCCCCAGACAUUACACAGCCCCGGAUGCAGCCUUCAGCGCGGGGUAUGGCUCCGCAGCAUUCCUCACCGUCAACUCAGCCUUAUCCUUCAUCGUAUGCGGGCACUGUGGCGCCUGGCAGUUUCUCUCCUGUCCCAGCGCAGCCGUCAAAUUCUCUCCCGCUGCCUCUAUCGGUCUCCUCUCUCGCCCUUUCUCCGGUGCCGGACCCACGCUCGGUCGCUCCUUACUCAGCCCCGCUACCAGAUCGAGACCCUGCCGGAAUGCCAAGCGCCUACCAGCGUUUGCCUUCUCCCGCUCCGUCUGUUAACAGUCCAAACAGCAUCAUGUUUACUGAGUCUCCGCAGCAGGCUCCAGGCUUUCUCUCAAGCCUCCUCCCGUCGCGGUCAUCUCCCGGAGGCUUUCUUGGCUUGACCGGCUCUGGAGAAGGGGGUCCUGGUCCGAGCAUCCAGCAGUUGGGAACGCUCAUGGCAGAUAUCGCAACAUGCGACCCCAAAACAGAGGGUGUGUGUUGUCUAGCGCGAAACUACUGCGAUCCGAAUGCCACAUGUUUCUCCGACGCGGCCCCAGAUUCUGUUUUCGACAUACUGAACGCCAUUCCGAGGUGCACCUGUAGAGAGGGUUUCGAAGGCGACGGCAGAACUAAGGGAACUGGAUGCUCCAAUAUCGACGAGUGCGCCACGGGCCAGGCAGGCUGUGAACAAAUAUGCAAGGAUUUUGCUCCUGGCUAUGCAUGCAGCUGCUACGACGGAUACAUGCUUAAAGCGAACGGAAAAGACUGCCAGGACAUCAACGAAUGCCUGACCGCAAACGGUGGGUGCCAGCACGUCUGUGUAAACACACCCGGAACCUUCUUCUGCGACUGCGCUGCAGGCUUCGUUCUCGGUCAAGACGGCCGGUCCUGCACAGAUAUCGACGAAUGUGCACUCGAUGAGAACAUCUGCGAACACAAAUGCGAAAAUCUUCCGGGUGCUUUUCAGUGCCGUUGCAAUUCCGGGUACAAGAGAAGUGUGGACGACCCGCGUAAAUGCGUCGAUCGCAACGAGUGCGUAGAAGGCUUAGGGGACGGCCCGCCGGCAUGUGCCCCAGAUGGCUCCGAAGAAUGCACAAAUACGCCUGGAAGUUACACGUGCAGUUGUGCAAAAGGCUACAGGUUUGUGCAGAGAACGUCUUCAAGAGAAGAAAGGUUUUCAUAUGGGCCGAUUGGGGCCACGCAGGAAGCCAAGGAGUUUUUGUCGACUUGGGUUCAAGGGUCUGAACGUGAAAGUCAACAGCAUACAUCUGCGUAUUCGUACAUAACGCGGAACAGUGUCAACAUCUCUGACGGGAACAGAGACGGAACCAGAGCGAUGAAAAUAGAGACCAACACCGUGGUGCCUGCAACGAGCAGGAGGCUGCAGACGCAGCAGACAAAACAAGCCCUUCUCCUUGAAGACUCAUAUGAGGAGGCACCGCGACAGAACAGGAGAAAGUGGACCGGAGGAAAAAAGGAGGGGCAAUCUGAGGACGGUUCUGCCUCUGCUAGUCAAAGAAUGCUCCAGUGGGCACAAGCUCUUGACGCAUUCACUUCCCUGGCAGCGGCAAGUACCAGCGCACACGCGACAUCGCGUCAAAAAGCGUCUUCUGGAACUCCCACGGAUACAGCGCUGGCUAUUGCGGACUUAGCAAUGCAGUUUGCGCACAUGUACGGCUCAGCAAACAAAGCACUCAAUGCCAUCGGGGGUUUGUCCCCCGCAACUGCCCCGGCAACAGCAAUCCAAAUCAACUCGCUGUCGCCUCUACUGCGGGAAGGAGAGAAUUUGAAAAACCGACCUCUUCUGCAAGAUCCUGGAAGAAUAACCAGGAAGGAGCUCGUGAGCUAUAGAGCGGAAGAAGAUGACUCCCAGCAACAAACAUGGAGUGACGAAAUGUACGCCGUAGUCAAAAAUCUAGACGUCCUCCGGCGCCAACCGUGGAUCGAUCCCCCGUCUAUGGCAGAAACAGACAGGAACGGGGAAUGUGUCGACAUUGAUGAGUGUGCAGAAUUUCAGAAGGCAGGACUACGGGCAUGCAAAAUUGACGAACUCAUAUGCGUCAACACACCUGGAAGUUAUGAAUGCCAGUGUGGCGAAGGACUGGAGUACGAUGAGGACGCCGCCAGCUGUGUCGACAUCGACGAGUGUCUGCUCGCAAAAAAGCUUCAUUUUUCGAGGAACAGCGAGGGCCAGGGUGUUACGCCUGCCGUUCGAAUUCAACAGCAACGGGAACUGCAGGGGGGGAAGCUCCUUCCUGGUCGUCCAGCACUCUGUGACCAGCAAUGUCUGAAUCUCAUGGGGAAGUAUGAAUGUGGAUGCUAUCCCGGAUUCGUUCUUCAGCCUGACGGACGAUGCGACGAUAUCGACGAAUGUAUAGAUCCUACUCUUCACGGAUGUGACCACAUCUGCAUCAAUUUGCCCGGAACCUACUCAUGCCAGUGCCGGCCAGGCUAUCGACUUAGUCUCGAGAAGAAGGGAGCAUGUGUCGAUAUAGACGAAUGUGCAGAAAACCCGGAGUUGUGUGAAUUUGGAUGUAAGAACUUGCCGGGUGCGUACGAGUGUACCUGUCCUCCCGACAGCAAACAGCGAGCAGACAAACGAGGAUGUGAGCCAAAUCUGUCGUGCAAGGAGGACCCAUCGCAAUGCCAAGGAGAUCACGUUUGUCGCGUUGACGGAACAAGUCAGAAAUGGAAAUGCAGCUGCCCAGAUGGAUUCUCGGCUGCUCCGUCUUCUCGGAGAAAUUCGAACCCCCCGCGCUGUGUUGAUAUCAAUGAGUGUGCUGUUGGCUAUCCGACCCCAGGAAGAAAUCCCUGCCCGGACCUCUACAGGCCGUGUUGUCUUAACGUGGCAGGAGGCUUUCAGUGUGUGAUGGCACGAAGGAAGGGCCUUGCCACCAGUAGACAACUUUACUGUGAGGCUCCCAGCUUCGACUUUCAGGGACGCCUCAACAGGUAACGGAGAGAGUGAUUCGUCUCUGAGAAAAAAAUGCAAUAAAUCUGUUGAGAUCCGCUCAUCAAUUUAUACAAUAUACAAUCAACAGAUAUCUCAGUGCGUGUUUGCCUGGAACGAGCGAAGACAGGGACCCCUGCACACUGCGGGAUUGACACUACAGAACGAGCCAAUAGGGGAAAGGGUAGAGUGUUUUCGUAUUUCAGUUGGCGUUCGCGUUUUAUUCAAGUUUAUUCCUUCACGAUGCGUCAGCGGGAAAGUCGAGAGCAUCCGCAAAGGCUAGGAACCAGGGUCAUCCACUUGGACGGAGGCGACACAUGUGGAAAAGGCUCACAUUACGGAAAGAAAACCUUUUUCUUGUGCCCUUCACGAUCAGAGGAAAAUUGGCAGGGACCGAAACCUGUUCGCGUGAAAAAAAACAAGCAGUGUUCACUUACAGGUAACACGUCUGUGCAUACAGCUAUGAGCAAGAGCGGCGUAACAUAUGUGCGUCCUACGUGCACGUAUUUGUACUCUUAUAUCAAUGGAAAAAAAAACUGCCUUGACGUAAAUUCUGCCGAGGACCGUCUGUUGCACGCAAUUUCAGAGUCGAGGUUUGUGGCCGAACGUUGCCACUGACUAUACAGCGAAAUAAUUAUUCUUCUUUCCUAUUGAGAAUGGUAUUUGAACCUGGUCCAUGUGAGCGUCUUCCACUGUAGUGCGGUACGUGGCCGGUUUAAAAGCAUUCUUUUUAACGGAAAUCACAUAAAGGCACUUCAUGUCGGAAAUGCAUUCGAGCUCGAAAUGCGACUCGAGCCAGAAACGCCCGAACAGCAAUAGAUAGCCAUAACUGGGUAUGGUCGGUCACAUCACGUUAAUCACGUGCAGGCGCUAUUCUGUCCUUGUGAACAGCGUCUGCCACUGGGAUUCCCGCAGCAGCAAGCAACGUAGAAAAUGUGUGUCUGCUUAGAUGGUCGGAAUAAAUGUUGCCAGGAAAGAACAGACGAAGGGAAGCGCUUCAAUAGAACAA
Toxoplasma gondii ME49 is the source of this 5874-nucleotide messenger RNA. RefSeq names its product calcium binding egf domain-containing protein. The record is from RefSeq and is a predicted model, not a curated record. The coding region runs from base 1635 to 4871 and encodes 1078 amino acids. Lineage: Eukaryota; Apicomplexa; Conoidasida; Eucoccidiorida; Sarcocystidae. Gene Ontology annotation, molecular function: calcium ion binding. The transcript has 7 exons.